ACCCCUCCCACCUAAACUAAAACGCCGUUACUCAGUAACCACCUUUCCCGUUAAGUCACGUGCUUCCUUCUCCCAUCUCCAUCUCCAUCUCCAUGGCUCUUGAGCGAUUGACCCUCGCCCCCGUCCUCCUUGACACCGCCGACCCCCUUCCCAACGGCGCCGAAGAUAUCAACAAGCCUCCCAGGUUGCCUCGAUGGACCAGGCAAGAGCUUCUUGUACUUAUACAAGGCAAGAGAGUCGCAGAGAAUCGCGUUCGCAGGGGCAGGACCGCCGUUCUUGCCUUCGGCUCAUCUCAGGUCGAACCCAAAUGGUCCUCUGUCUCCUCUUACUGUAAGCGUCAUGGUGUUAACCGGGGUCCCGUUCAGUGCCGGAAAAGAUGGAGCAAUCUCGCCGGAGAUUUCAAGAAGAUCAAGGAAUGGGAGUCCCAGAUCAAAGAGGAAGCUGAAUCUUUCUGGCUUAUGAGAAAUGAUUUGAGGCGAGAGAGAAAGUUGCCUGGAUUUUUCGAUAGAGAAGUGUAUGAUAUACUGGAUGGUGGAGGACCCUCUUCUGCCGCCGGAGACAAGUCUUUGGUUCUUUCACUAGCACCAUCAAAUGAUGAGACAGAGAACGAGGCUGUGUUCGAUAGUGGGAGGACGGCAGCUGCAGACGAUGGUUUGUUUUCUGACGAGGUCUUGGGUACUCCGGAGAAAGAUACAGAUGCUCCAACUCCAACUCCAACUCCAACUCCGAUUUCAGCGACACAUUUUGAGCCAUUUUCUCCAGCAGCAGCCACAACACAAGAUAAAUCAAGUAUCCCAAACCCUGAAGAAGCCCAUGAGGAAGGAAGGAAGAGGAAGCGGCCAGCCACAGACACAGACACAAACACAAACGAGGUGGAAAUGUCUAUACAGAAUCAAUUGAUUGAAGCCAUGGAAAGAAAUGGCAGAUUGCUUAGCUCCCAACUUGAAAUUCAGAACACCAACUCCCAGCUAGAUAGGGAACAACGCAAAGAUCAUGCAAAUAGCCUAUUUGCUGUUCUUAAUAAGCUUGCAGAUGCUAUGGUCAGGAUUGCAGAUAAGUUAUAGUCACAGACAGCCACUCAUAUACCCUUCAAUUCUUCUACCGGCUGAGAAAUUAUUCAGAUAAACACUACUCAAAUAUAUUUGUAUUAUUCCUCCUUUUCUCAUUGCUUAUAGUAUAGGUGUUAUACAC
This is a messenger RNA of Cynara cardunculus var. scolymus (artichoke), 1191 nucleotides long. Its product is annotated as trihelix transcription factor ASR3. The transcript has 3 exons. The record is from RefSeq and is a predicted model, not a curated record. Lineage: Eukaryota; Viridiplantae; Streptophyta; Magnoliopsida; Asterales; Asteraceae. Bases 93 to 1064 code for a protein of 323 amino acids.